Molecule: messenger RNA, 1900 nt
Organism: Panicum virgatum (switchgrass)
Lineage: Eukaryota; Viridiplantae; Streptophyta; Magnoliopsida; Poales; Poaceae
Product: transcription factor IBH1-like 1
Exons: 2
Coding region: 359-934 (191 amino acids)
Biological process (GO): regulation of DNA-templated transcription
Source: RefSeq, a predicted model, not a curated record
UUGCCACACACACACUCACACUCACACACCACUCCUGUGUGUGUGAUCGAUCACCAAGCUUCAUCAUUCUCACAGCCUGCCUCGCGUCGGUCGUUGCUUUCCCCUUCGCGCUCUCAUCAUCAGCUCACAAAAACAAAUAUCUCCUCUUCGGCGGCCGGCCACGACGAUCGAGCUGGGAACAUCAUUAUUACUAGCUAUAUAGGUCGUCGAUCGGCCGUGAUUAACCAGCAAAUUAGCAUCAUCCGGCCGGCCGGAUUUGUUUUCGUUUCUGAGCUGUUGUUAGUACAUUGUUCUUGUUCCAUUGCCGGCCGUUCCAUCCUGCUGCUGCGUCUUGAUCGAUCGCGUGCUUAUCUUUUCCAUGUCUUCGCCGAGUAGUAGCCUGCAGGGCAUUCCGCCGGGGUCCAAGAGAUUCAGGCACGCGAUCCUCAAGAACCUGAUCCUGGUGCUCCGCAAGGGCGCAUCGAGGGGCAUGGGCAUCCACGAGAGGAGGAGCGCCAUCAGGCGCGCCGCCGACGCCGCCCUCGCCACCGCCAGGGGCGCGGCGCCGCGCUGGAGCCGGUCGCUGGCGGCGGAGCUCUCGCAGGGCGGCGGCCGGGACGCGCACCUCCUUAUUCGUGCUGCCAAGAGUAGCGCGCCUUCGUCGUCCGAAUGCAAGUCGCCGGCGGGCAAGAUGGUGUGCAGUAAGAGGAUGCCGAGGAGGAGGCUCCGGGCGCGGCCGAAGAGCAGAGCCACGGCGAAGGCGGCCGGCGUUCUCGCGAGGGUGUUGGUGAGGAAGAGGGCCAGGGCGCUGAGGGAGAUCGUGCCGGGAGGGAGAGGGAUGAUGGACGAGUGCACGUUGCUGGGUGAAACCCUAGACUACGCCGUGUCUCUCAAAGAUCAGGUCGAGGCGAUGCAGCUGCUGCUGAGGACUCUUCAGGCCCCCCAAGAACCCUAGCACAACCUUUUUUUUCUACGCCGUGUACGUGUGGGGAAGGCAUCUAGCUAAUAGAGUGUUGGGUUCUGGUGGUCUUUUGCAGCGCUGAAGAAUCAGUGAGCGUGGGGAGGGACUCCGCACUGAAAUGUGAUCAAAAUCGUUCAUUCACGGGUAAAACUGAAACUGUAAGGCCAUGCAUAUAUAUAGAGUUUCCCCCCUUCCUUUAUUCUCCUGCUACAUACUCUCCCUUUUUGCUUCUUCUCUGUAGCAAUACUGAGAUCACGAGGCAUGAAGGUACCAGUGUUCAAUUCCUACUGUGUAUAUACGGUUACUCCAUAAAUCCAUGUACAGCUAUGUAUCUCCCUGUGUCUGUAUGUAUAUUAGGAAAAGGCAACUCGAUCUUGUAGAUUUUGCGCCGUACUCGGGCAGUAUGUAGUAGCUAGUAAGUAUAUAUAUCCUGAAGGGAUGCUGUAUAUAUUGCUGUAUAUAUAUAUGCAUCCUAGCCUAUAUAUAUUGUAAUUUGUUCUGUUACAAGAGAAAAUGUCCAAAAACGCCAAACGAUGCAUUUGCAUCCGCAUGGCGGCAAUGCUAAAAUACUGCACUACGUAGUACUUCAAAUUUUCUCAAAGUUCGAUUUUCUGCCGGCCGGUACAGUAAUCUUGAUUUUACGAAUUUACUUGUAUAUCCUGCUGUUGUUCCGUGUAUAAAACUAAAUAUCUACUUAUUUGUUUGUUUAAGUUGCGCGUACUGAUGGUAAUUGGAGGGGUCAAAACAAUAUAUAUCUACUUGAUCGAUGGGGACGGUUGAUAGAGAAGCAAGCGUGUCGGCGAGGCUCAAGACAUUCUGUGAAGCAUCGAUCGAUCGGAGGAAUGCACACCUGUAGUACACUAAAGCAGCAGCCUAAACCCGAAAAAGUGUGUGUGUGUGUGUGUGUGUGUAGCGACAGAGAAGACGAUAUAUACAUGACAGGGGGGAAUUAAACUGUCA